Paraglomus brasilianum is the source of this 771-nucleotide messenger RNA. NCBI's taxonomy places the organism in Eukaryota, Fungi, Glomeromycota, Glomeromycetes, Paraglomerales, Paraglomeraceae. The record is from the annotation of a GenBank genome assembly.
AUGACCGUAAUAUACGGAAUGUUUAGAGUCUUUCUUUUGUUUAUGCUGAUAGUUGCACCUUACGGUGGUAUCCUUUUUCGUUCAUACCAAGUGAUUUACACGGAAAGCGUAACGGAGAGAAAUGGCGGAUGGACAUUAUUUGCUGGAGCUAUUGAGCUAAAACCAGUUCCAGAUACGGUUGAAAUAGUGGGAGAAUUGAUAGAUAGUCCUUUUAGCCAAAUCAUCAAUGGACAACCAAACUAUAUAAAAAUCAAUUUCAAUAACAAGGGCGAAGCAAAUUACACGCUUUAUAUUGUCCAAGCACGCUUGGUCAGUAUCGACGGUUCCGACAGCAUUGUGAAGAAUUUAACGACGUUAAAAUACAAUACUGUUGUUCCUGCAAUGGAAGAUAGCGAGAUUCGAUAUGUUUUCUAUAGUGAGAUGCAACCACAAGAAUUAACAUUGAUUGCUGAUCUCAUUUUCACCGACGAACAAGAGAAUAUGUAUAGUGGACUUGCCUACGCCAACAACGUAACUAUUGUCGAUCCAGAGCAAUCUAUUUUUGACUUACAACUUAUUUUCAUGUAUGCUAUUCUUCUCACUAUUGCUGGAGGUGUUGCAUAUCUCAUCAAAGAAACGUUUUUUGGAGGAUCAAAGAAAAAGAAAAGCAAAAAGCCAACUACUGAGAAGACAGAUAGUGGCACUACUGGCGCAUCAACAGGCACAACCAUGGAUUGGAUUCCCGAGCAUCAUUUGAAGAAGUCAAAGAGUUCAUCCAAAAAGAAAAAUUAA